AUGGAGAGCAGUAACCUUCUGGGACGCAUCCGGAACCGUCCAAAACCCCCAGCAACCGCUCUAGCGAUCUUUAGCGCGAUAUUUUGCAUCAUGCCCAUUGCUCAGAUUGCAAUUGGGGCAAUAUACCUUCAUGAGUGUCCGCGCCAGCACUACAUCCCCAUCUAUCUGAUAGUGUUAGGACUCUCAAGCCUGUUGUUCGUGUUGCUCUCCUGCUUUCCCUGUGCCAAAGAGCCAGAAGAAGGCACCUCCAACCCUCUGAGCGCAAUCUACAAAGCCUGGAACUCACUGGCAAUGUUCUUUGUCUUCUGCUGGUUUAUCGCUGGUGAUGUAUGGAUCUACUCUAUUUAUCAGCCCAACUAUGACAAAAACACAACAAACGUGGACCCCUACUGCAACAAGACCCUUUACCUACUUAACGGCUGCUACGAGGCCUUGGAGGGAGGGAACACUGCAGAGGCCCUGAUCGACUUCACUGGUGGAGUUUCAGAGCCGCUCAGUCUGAAUCAUGAGGCUCUAAGACUUCACAGUGACCAGAGGAGGGCGCUCUGCCAGACUUUAACCAAGGUCCAUGAAUACAAAUCCCUCAUCACUUGCUCCAUACGGCCUGCAGAGGGGGAGACCGUGGAGUCAGUGCUGGAGUGUGGGCUCGUGCGAGGACACGCCUACGGGAUCACGGCAGUGAGGAAGGUGAGGUUGGGGGAGAAGGUACUGAAGAGAGGCGGGACAUCCAGACUCUUUAUGGUCCGCAUGAGGAACCCGUGGGGGACCACAGAUUGGACCGGUGCCUGGAGUCAGAGGUCAGAGCAGUGGCAGCAACUGAGUCGUGCAGAGAGGGACAAGAUGGGGCUCGUUGUUCGUGCUGUCGGGGAGUUUUGGAUGGAUUUCGAGGACUUCUGUCAACACUUUACAGACGUGGUGGUGUGCAGACUGGUGGAGAGGACUCUGCUGUGGCCGAGAUCUCGCUGGAGAGAAGUGAGCUGCUACGGGGAGUGGGUUCUACCUCCCCCCACCCAUGGAGCACCUCCACCCACUGUGCUCCAGAGUAACCCUACACUGACCCUGAGUAAGAGCAGCAACGGGCCUGGAGGGACCAAGCAGCGUGGGAACAGAAAGGAGGAUCGACUCGGUGAGAGUCAACAGGAAGGAAGGAAAAGAGGAAGAAGCAAGCCUGAUGUGAACAAAGUGACAGCAGAAAAGGGUGGUGGGAAGGUGAAUGGAGUAUGGAAGGUGGAGUUGGAUAAGAGGAGCCGGUGUGGUGGAUGUAUCAAUCACAGGGACACCUUCCUGCACAAUCCACAGUUCAUGUUUGAGGUGCGAGCCAAAGAGGAGGAGGUGCUGAUCUGUCUGCAGCAGGAGGACAGGAGGAUGUGGAGGAAAAAUGGAAAAGGAGAAAACCUGCCUAUUGGCUUUGAGGUGUUGAAGGUGGAGGUGAACCGCUGCAGUCGGGUGCAGUGCGUGGUGGAGCAGGCGGCCAGCUCCAUCUACAUGGAUUCCCGGAGUGUGACACUGAGGGGAACUCUGACUCUGGGACGUUAUGUUGUGCUGCCCACCACCUUCCUGCUUCGCCUCUUCUCCCACUCUCGUAUCAGACUCAGGUGAAAUGCUGGUCAGGAAAGAAGGGUUAGAAAUAGCUUUGAACGUUCUGAUAUUUGUAGAUACUGAAAAGGUACGGAGGACCGAAGCUGCCCAAAGGUUUCAAAACAAAAACAUUUUUUUACAAUUUUAUUUUUAUAUUUUCCACAAUUUAUGU
This is a messenger RNA of Maylandia zebra (zebra mbuna), 1750 nucleotides long. The record is from RefSeq and is a predicted model, not a curated record. NCBI's taxonomy places the organism in Eukaryota, Metazoa, Chordata, Actinopteri, Cichliformes, Cichlidae.